Messenger RNA from Coniophora puteana RWD-64-598 SS2, 3752 nucleotides. RefSeq lists its product as uncharacterized. Gene Ontology annotation, biological process: regulation of transcription by RNA polymerase II. The record is from RefSeq and is a predicted model, not a curated record. The transcript has 6 exons. Bases 1 to 3717 code for a protein of 1238 amino acids. Lineage: Eukaryota; Fungi; Basidiomycota; Agaricomycetes; Boletales; Coniophoraceae. Gene Ontology annotation, molecular function: DNA-binding transcription factor activity, RNA polymerase II-specific. Gene Ontology annotation, cellular component: nucleus.
AUGUCGCAUACCGUACUCUGGCCCGGAAAGACCUUCUUCUAUCCUAUUGGAAACACGUCCCCCGUGUCCUUUACCCAGGAUCUACCGACUGGAACAUCAGCCGACAUCCUGCUGCUCGGGUGUGGAGACCCUAGAAGUAUAUUGUAUACGGUCUACAUGAACACAAACGGCUCAAAGCUUGGUCGAACUCUUGAUUUCACAUGUGUUGAUCUCGAAGGAGCCAUUCUAGGCGACACGCAAUGUGAUUCUACUUACCUUGCUCGGAGAAGAGUCAAAGAAAAGCUGCCUCUGAUCUGGAACAUCUUCUUCGAUUUCUUCAUCGACCAGCCCUCCCUAUCUCUUCUGCUCGCCCAAUGUACGAAGCUUGUCGCAGCGUCAGCAUCCCUUGAUGAGUGGAAGAGCACCUCGUACAGCCGCUCCAUAUCUUUCUGUGACGCCAACACGAUCUCUGUCGUUCGCGGGUACUGGCAACUCUAUCUCAAGAGCGCUACGCUCACAAAGGUCGAGCACAGGCGGUUCAAAGCCUCGACAGCGGAGAGCAUCAGGAAGUUCCAGCAGGAGUGGGGUCACGCCGCCAAAAGUCUCAAUUACCCGGCUACGCGCUCUGCCGGCCCACUUGCGACCCAUGCGAUGAACUUCGUGACCAGGGGCUGCCGGCGGUUCUGGGAGACGGGCGUGACAGCAUACGAUGCCGAGACAGUAGCCAAGGCGCAGCUCGUCAACCCGACCUUUCUGUACUCGGUCUGCGGAGACAAGUUUAACGUCCAUCGUCUCUCGUAUCCGCUCACUUGCUUCCAUCUCGCCGAGCCGUUUGCUACGCUUGACCUGCAGAGCACAAAAGGCUGGUCGCGUGAGCGCGAGGAGAAGUACGAGGAUGACCUGCUGCUCAAGAUUAUCAUUCCUACCGCCAAGAAGCAGUUCCUCUCAUGGUGCACAUCCUUGUCCUCUGUCCUUCAAAACGGCAAUUCUACUCCAGCAAGUGGGGCGCCGCCCGCUUCGCCCUUUGUUGUGCGAGUCUUCUGUGGAGAUGCGCUCGCUUUCUGCAAGGCCCUACGUCACUUCCGCGAUACCAAGUCGCCUAACACACCAAUCGUGAGCGCACUUUGGAAGACUACAUGUGUUACCUUCGACAGCCAGCCCUCGGAUGCGAUUCCGCCCCUUCCCACCGCGUUCGACGUCGUUGAUACCUCCAACCUCUCAGACCACCUCGGUCUGCUCAACAUUCUCACCCACGCCGGCUCACUGUUGCGGCGUCUCUCAAGCUUUGGAGCGCUUUACACCGAAACGCUUCUUCCGGAAGGCAAAGAGGCGCACAACGGCUUACUCGAGCGCGCAUGCUGUGAUUUGAGCACACUUUCGCUCCUCAUUGGGCUUGUUCCGACGACGCUGGUAUCCGGAUUCACUACCCAAUCCAACGUUCACGAGGUACUCAUGUACCAAAUCAUCCGCCAUAGCGCUCGAACUGCACCAGAAGACACGGACGUUCGAGAAGUGCUGGAGCAGUACCACGAGCGGCUAGUGUGGCGUCGUCCCAUGCCCGGGGACGUGAAUGCCCAUGUUAUCCCUGGUCGCCCGACAUUCGCGCACAGUGAACUUGCAGGGGCAUUGUUUGGUGUUUACUUGAAGAUGUUCGCCGAUGAAGACAUGAAUAACAAGUUCAAGAACUUCUUCUCUUCACCCAAGGAAGCAGUACUCACGGAGAUGAAGCACCACAUCCACUACGUUCGCCGUUCAUUUGCAGAGUUUCUUGACGCUGUACACGGCCAGGUUCUCGGCAACUGGACACGUGUCAUAAGCGAGCUGCUCGACCUGAUCAGCAACGACCGAAAGCUGCUAUCAGGUUCCAACUUCUUCCAAGAUCUCUGUGGUCAUUUACAUCUCCUCCGACUGCAUACCGCCGACCUCGUUCAACCAUCUAAGAUUGCGUACCACCGCCAAAGAGCAGCGGCGAUGGGUGGCAAUGCGUACCGGGGAUGGUGUCAAGUCCCGGAAAUAGUCUGGGUCGUGCUUACCGUUCCGAGGUCGCUCUUGCGCACAGUCGAAGGCAUACUCGACGAGCAAGGAACCCCGAUAUUGCAGUGCGAGGUAUUCGGCGUCCAGGCGUCCAACAAUUAUCCCUCUAUCGGCCUUGCAUACGGAAAAGCAGUGGUGGGACAAGUAGGCAGCAAUGCGGACAAAAACGACAAGAGGGUGAGCAUUGUAGUGGACGAGAAAGGAAGACAUGGGACGUCGGACCUCGUGGCUGCAUUUCAGGCGCCAGCGUUGGCAUUGCUAGUUGAGCCACAGAUGUCGGUGGCCCUCGCUGUGCGAUCAACCCCACACAGCGCUUCACCAAAGCUCAUAUCUAAGAUCGGAAUGCGUCUGCAUAUAUUUGCUAGCCGCGUUGACGACGAGCGGCAUGUGCAUAUUCUCCCUAGCUCGCCAUUCUUUACCUCGACAGCUUCAGGUGUACAGGCUGUUGCCGGCCCGAUUGCGGACGAGGGCACGGAGCCAAGCCUGCAGAAGGCUGGGACGACGAACGUGGACGUCUCCAUAGACAACAAGUGCGAUACAGUGUCCUCGAUGACCGUUCGGGUUGACGUCGUCGAGGACGGGGCAAAAUCUAGCUUGCUACGAGGAGCGUCAGUGACGAUGGAGACUACGACAGUGCAUACCGUCCGAGUAUCUUGGAAAGGACACGUACAAAUGCAUGUCUUCCCUCUCCCAGUCGAUUUCGACCGUGCUAGACUUCGCAUCGCCCGCAAGUCAUCAUACACCGAGGUAAGCACAUUUGUCAUAAUAGCACCCAUCUCAACGACUGUGAUAAUGCGCAACGUCAGGUUUCCUGUCUUCUUGACGGGGAAAGGACCUGCACUCUGGAACAUGCACCGAGUCGUCUUGGACAAGCUACCGCUCCUCAAACUAUCCGGCGCCGUCAGCUCGCGCAUAACUGAUUGGCUGAAUCCACAUGUCGUACUGUACUUACGCUUAUAUCAAGAAAGCCAACAGCCCGAGAACGACGCUCGACGGGCCAUGGUCGCCCUAAAACAAUCUCUGCAUGACAUCCUCCUUGGCGCCGCCGGCACUGACGGAAAACUUGCGCCCUGCGUCAUAGGGCUCGAUCAUCCCUCGGUCGGGUGCUAUACUCUCAUCUUCGUCGCCAGCUUGCGCCUCGACCUUUCCUCGCACACUAUCGUCGCAGACUCGUGGGUCGUGCCCCUGAACGAACGUCUGGUGUCACAGCUCGCCUCUGCUCUGGGAGCGAUCGUUCCAGAUGUCGGCCACUUCACGACCGAGCAAGGCGCGAUGGAGCUCUGGAAACAUUUGUUGCCCGCGGUCACGGAGCGCUGUCGCACAUGGGAGCAUAAGCCAGACUGUGAAUAUCAACGCAACGCAACCAUACCCCUGACUUUGGUGGUCGACGAAAUUCCAAUCUGCUCGUGCGGACGUGGCAUAGGAGCUACAGAGGUACCUGCUUUCCGCAAGGGCCCGUGGAGAGCGUUCGCGCCGUAUGCCACGAGAGCGGCACUGAGCCCGCUGUUUGCUGUGUCCUAUCUCGAGAGUGUGGGUGGACUGGUGAUGGAUAUGAAGCUGGGCGAAUCAACCGAAGGCUGUAGCGCUUGUGGUGGACCAGGUAAACCGACGCUAUUGAUAUGCGGCAGAUGCAAGACAGCGAGGUACUGUUCGACGGAGUGUCAACACAAAGACUGGAAGAACCACAAGUCGAUGUGUAAAUGAGGUGGCGUAAACUACAAGUUAUUUGUCAUUUCUCU